Lacerta agilis (Sand lizard) is the source of this 4029-nucleotide messenger RNA. It is a transcript of the gene POLRMT, whose product is annotated as RNA polymerase mitochondrial. The transcript has 21 exons. Gene Ontology annotation, cellular component: mitochondrial DNA-directed RNA polymerase complex. Bases 55 to 3801 code for a protein of 1248 amino acids. Lineage: Eukaryota; Metazoa; Chordata; Lepidosauria; Squamata; Lacertidae. The record is from RefSeq and is a predicted model, not a curated record. Gene Ontology annotation, molecular function: mitochondrial promoter sequence-specific DNA binding; DNA-directed RNA polymerase activity; protein binding. Gene Ontology annotation, biological process: mitochondrial transcription.
CAGCCAAUGUGGUCUCGGUGGGGAGCUGAGAUGAGCGGGUCUUAGGAGAGGGGCAUGUCCAUUCUGAAGCUGCAGGGGGCGCUGCUGCUGCGGGGCACAGAGAGCCUUUGGAUCAGAGUGAGGAAUUAUUCCUCGGCCAGGGCGAAGGAAGAAGCCAGAAAAAGAUGGGUGUGUGAACAAGUAGGGUUGUUGGAAGUGCUGGAGGCGAGAGUGAAGCAGCUGAAGGCCGAAAAUGUAUCGGAGGUGGCGGUCGGCGAGCUCCAACGCUCUCGCCUGCGCAAGGUCGGCUCCCUCCCGCCCGCCCCGCGGAAAACGGCCAGCUCGGCUCGGAACGAGAGCGCCCCGAAACGCGAGGAAAAGAACCAGCCUAGCCGCUGGAUCGAGAAGCUGAAGAAGGAGAAGUCGAUGAAGCACAAACGCCUUCUGAAAUUGGAGGCCAAACUCUCGGCUGCCGUCCCGGGCGACGCGGCCGAGCCCGUCCUGGACUGGACUGGGCGCUGCGCAAAGGAUGAGGCUUUCUCCCUGAGGUCUCCCGCUAAAGAGACCCGGGCGAAGCUCAAGGGGCGAGCAUCUAAGUCGCAGCAGCCCAGCAACGACGGCCAGCCAAAGAAGAUGGCCAAAGUCUUGAUCGGGACGCAGUCUCGAGAUCCUCCCGGGAGCUGCGAGGAGUCGAGGGAGCCCUUUCGGGUCUGGGACACCGCCGAGGGGAUGCUGCCCCUGGACGAGGAAGACGGGAACCGGCACAUGAAUGUCAAGCUGAGCAUCCUGUCGUAUCUGGACGCUUGCCUCUUUCUCGGUCAGCCCGAGAGGGCCCACCAGUGCCUGAUGUUCUAUCACCGCUCCCACGCCCGGAGGAAGCGGCUCGACAUCCGGAUGUACAAUCUCGUUAUGCAAGGGUACGCUAAGAAGGGCCUCCUGACACAGGUUGGCAGACUCUUCCACCUCCUCGAGGAAGCUGGCUUGAGGCCCAACCCGGACUCUUACGCCGCUGCGCUCGCUUGCAUGGGGCAGUGUGGGGCGUCUCGCAACAUCAUCUCCAGAUGCCUUCAGCAGCUCAAGGAAGACGGCUUUCAAGUGAAGGACCUCUUCCGGGACUCUGGGUUCGAGGAAGACUGGAGGAAGAUGGUGCUGAAAGCCGUACGGAGGGUUGUGGAAGACUUCCGGCCCCCGCCUCCUCGCCCUGCCGAAAUCUGCACUGUUCCCCUACUCCGGGACUUCUACGCGAAGGGGAAGCCCGUCUCCUACCCCAAGCUCGAUUUCACGGCGCAAGAAUUGCGGGACCAGUUCCGGAAACAGCUGGCGAUGGAGGCAUCAGACACGGUCACCAUCGACUCCGUGGAGGCGGCCAAGCCCUUGACGGAGGAAGCCGGCAGAGCGCGGAGCCUGCUGUCCGCCCUCCGCAGCCGCUGGCACGCAUGUCUCCUCCAGAGCCUGCAGGAGUCAAAGCUGCACCUGGCGCAACGGAAAUCGGGGCAGCUAAACCUCUACCCCUUCCUCUGCGUGCUGAAAGACGAAGAAUACGUGGACAUCCUCAUGCGGAGCGUCAACAACCUGUCGCCGCAAGGGGAGUCUCUUCUGGUGCUGGCGAGGGAGCUGGGCUCCAAAGUCUACAGCAAGUUCAUGCUGCAGAAGAAAUCCGGGAGCCGCUUGGUGGAGAAGAUCCAGAGGCUGUACGACAAAUACGUGCAGCUGCUCGCGAAGGACACUCAGCCGGACGGCUACCUGCCUCGCGAGUACUGGGAGAAGCUGGCGGCCGAGGACGGCUGCAGCCCCUCGCUGGUGUGCAAGGAGCACACCUGGCCACACGCGCUUCUCGUGCAGCUGGGCCUGCACCUGGUGGAGCUGCUGGUGCAGGUGCUCAAGAUGGAGAGCAACCUCUUGAACCCGGGACUGGAGCAGAAGCUCAUCCCCGUCCUCUACCACGUCUACUCGUUCCGCAGCGGCCGCCAGGUGGGUUUCAUCAGGCCUCACCCCCUGUUCACCCGCCUUCUCAUGGAGGCCGCCGAGACCACGCUGACGUUCGACUCCUUCGUCAUCCCCAUGCUCUGCCCACCUAUCCCCUGGGUGUCCACGCAGUUCGGCACCUACGUCUUCGCCCCGACCAAGCUCAUGCGCUACGUGGAAGGGGCGACGCAGCACCAGCUCCUCCUCGACCGCUCCCCGCGCAGCAGCCUCUACCCCGUCAUGGAUGCCCUGAACCAGCUGGGCAACUGCCCCUGGAAAGUCAACCGAGCCGUCUUGGACGUGGUCAUCUCCGUCUUCAACGACAAGGGCAACGAGAAGCUGGACGUCCCUCCGCCGCCCUCGGAGGCCCCCCAGCCCGCCACGCACUUCCCCGGCGGGGCCGCCCCGAGCAAGGUCGCCCUCCGGCGGGAGGCGGCGCGGUGCCGCAAGAAGGCCACGGAAAUGCACAGCCUCCGCAUGGACGCUCUCUACAAGCUCUCCAUCGCCAAGCACAUGAGCGGCCGGGUCUUCUGGUUCCCGCACAACAUGGACUUCCGAGGGAGGACCUACCCUUGCCCUCCCCACUUCAACCACCUCGGCAGCGACCUCACGAGAGCCAUCCUGCUGUUCGCCGAGGGGAGGCCUCUGGGCCCGCAUGGCCUUGACUGGCUAAAGGUCCACCUUGUGAACCUCACGGGGCUGAAGAAGAAGGAGAGCCUGCGGGGCAGGCUGGCCUACGCCAACGAAAUCAUGGAGGACGUCUUGGAUUCGGCGGACCGCCCCCUGACGGGCCGGAAGUGGUGGAUGAGCACGGACGAGCCGUGGCAGGCUUUGGCUUGUUGCAUGGAGAUCGCCAAGGCCGCCAGAGCCCCGAAUCCUGCCGAGUACGUCUCCCAUUUCCCUGUCCACCAGGACGGCUCCUGCAACGGGCUGCAGCACUACGCGGCGCUCGGGCGGGACGUGGUGGGCGCCACCUCGGUGAACCUUUCCCCUUGCAACGUUCCGCAGGAUGUCUACAGCGGAGUGGCUCAGCAGGUGGAAGUGUACCGGAAGCGGGACGCCGAGCAAGGCGUGAAAAUCGCCCAGGUCCUGGAUGGUUUCAUCGGCCGCAAAGUGGUGAAACAGACGGUGAUGACGGUUGUGUACGGGGUCACCCGCUACGGAGGGCGUCUCCAAAUCGAGAAGCGCCUCAAGGAGAUCGACGAAUUCCCCCAGGAAUACGUUUGGGAAGCCUCCCAUUACCUCGUGCAGCAGGUCUUCAACAGCCUCAAGGAGAUGUUCUCAGGAACUCGAGAAAUCCAGGGCUGGCUGACCGAAAGCGCCCGGUGCAUUGCCAAGUCUGGCCGGACGGUGGAGUGGGUGACCCCGCUGGGGCUGCCCAUCGUCCAGCCGUACCAUCGUUCGAAGACCACGCUGGUUAACAGCACCAUGCAGUCGGUCUAUCUCAAGUCGCGACACGACGUCACCCAGAAGCCCGACACGGUGAAGCAGAAAAACGCUUUCCCUCCGAACUUCAUCCAUUCCCUGGACUCCACACACAUGAUGCUGACAGCUUUGCACUGUCACAGGGAGGGGCUGACGUUUGUCUCUGUGCACGAUUGCUACUGGACUCACGCGCUCACAGUCGACGUCAUGAAUCGGGUGUGCCGCGAACAAUUUGUGCAGCUCCACAACCACCCCAUCCUAGAGGAACUCUCCCAGUUCAUGCUGCAGAAAUACUGUUCCUACGUCCCGGUUGAGUGGAAGGAUAAGAAAGCGAAUGAGUACCAGAGGCUGGUUCAGCUUCUGUCCAGCAUCCCUAAGAAAGGCGACUUCGACCUGGAGAAGGUGAAAGAAUCUACCUACUUCUUCAGCUGACCAAGGAAGGCGUGUCGGAAGCUGUUCCCGGGGAGGGGACCCUGCCUCCGCCGCCCCGUAAUCCGGCUCGGAACGGGCUCUGCUACCUCCAGAGUGGAAAAAAACGGCGGGGAGGAAGUUCUUGCCCCGUGCGAAACCGAAGCAUAUUCGGUCUCUCUGCCCUGAGCCUGCACCAGGUUUCGUUUCCCUCUUUUCCACCCCAGAACUCUGCCUCCGUACGCCCACUGU